UUUUUCCCACAGAUUUUCUUUUGUCCGCUGCGGCUCGCCGUCUGCGGUCUUCGUUGGAAGAUGGCGGCGCCCACGGUGCAGCUGAGCCACGUGGCCGCGAGCGCGACCCGGGCACCGCAUGCGGUGUGCUGGGGCCGAAACGGCCUCGUGAGCUUCGGCUCGGCGAAUUCUGUAGUACUCUACGUGCCCCAGAAGGAAAAUUCUGCAGGGUUUGUUUACAGCACUCUAAAUGAGCACACUCAACGAGUAAAUUGUGUACAUUGGAUUCAAAAGAAUGACCUGAGUCCUGAAACAGAGCUCCUUUCAGGAGGGUCUGAUCAUAUCGCCAUCCUUUGGGUGAAGCAAAACUCUCAGUUUAAAUGCUCUGAAAAGUUACAAGGACACAAAGGGGCAGUGACAGCAGUGGACGGCCGUUCCCUGGCCUCCAGGCAAGAUGAACCUGACGUUGUAAUGCUUGUCACAUCUGCUGCUGAUUCCACCGUGCGGAUUUGGCUUAGGCACGUUACAGAAGAUGAUGUUGCUGCAUCCAAGGUUGAAUGCGUUCAAGAACUUUCAUUUGGAACGGGAUUCGCAAUGGAUAUCUCUCUUGCCGAGUUACCAGGAUCGAAAGAACCCAUACUCGCCUGUGGAGGAGAUGGUUGUAAAUCGCAGCUGUAUACUCAGCAAUAUGGGCAGUUUGUCCAGCAGCAGUUGUUAGUUGGACAUGAGGACUGGAUUCAAGGCCUGGAGUUUGUUCAAGAAGAUGGAGGCGAUCUCUUACUGGCCAGCUGCUCGCAAGACUGCAUGAUCCGCCUAUGGAGAGUCUCCCCAAAGUCACCCGGAGAGGAGCUGGCUUUUCCACGACAGGAAGAAGGGGUCCUAAAACUGAAAGAAAAUACCUUCUCUGUCCUGACAAGUGAUCAGACAUUCUUGUACUAUGUCAAGUUGGAAGCAGUGCUGGCUGGACAUGAAAACAGGGUUUAUGGGGUGCACUGGCAGCCUGCAUCGAUUCAAGAUGGCAAGCACAGCCAGCCAAUGAAUCUGCUCUCGGCGUCAAUGGAUAAGACCAUGAUCAUUUGGAGUCCUGAUGAGGAGACAGGUGUCUGGCUUGAGAAGGUACGUGUGGGGGAGGUGGGAGGAAACACGCUGGGCUUCCUGGGCUGUCAGUUCAGCGCCGAGGGCACUGCCAUUAUUGCUCACGCGUUCCACGGUGCCCUUCAUCUCUGGCACAGUGACUGUCAGCAGAAGGAGGAGUGGAGGCCGGGGGUUGUCAUCUCGGGACACUUUGGGCCAGUCCAGGAUCUGUGCUGGGAGCCCGAAAAAGGAGGAUAUAUUCUGAGUGUGAGUUCUGACCAGACCACUCGACUCUUUGCACCGUGGAAAAGAGACCGCUGUCAGGUGACAUGGCACGAGGUCGCGCGGCCACAAAUCCAUGGCUACGACAUGCAAUGUCUGGCGCCGCUCGGUAAGCACCGCUUUAUAUCGGGUGCUGACGAGAAGGUACUGCGAGUGUUUUCCGCCCCUCGAAGUUUCCUGCACAACCUGGCAAGCAUCAGUGGCCACCAAGCACAAGAGCUUCCCACUGCCGCCGGGGUGAGCAGUGAUUUGCCAGAGGGAGCAAGUGUUCCUGCACUUGGUCUGUCGAAUAAGGCUGUAUAUCAAGCAGACAUUGUGACCUGCCGAGGUGAGCCGAAUGACGAUCGGGAGAUAGAGGUGUCGGCCAAUGAGCAAUAUCAAGAGAUGUACUUCCAAGCCGUUGCUUUACAAGAACCCCCAAUGGAGGACCAUCUACUGCAGAACACCCUGUGGCCGGAAGUGCAAAAGCUGUAUGGUCAUGGUUAUGAAGUAUUCAGUGUUGCAGCUCACCCAGCAGGGAGUUUGGUAGCAUCAUCCUGUAAGGCAUCCAAGCCGGAGCACGCAGCAAUUCUUCUGUGGGAUGCCGGGACAUGGUGUGUUGUGGGCAUCUUAUCAUACCAUGGCCUCACAGUCACUCAGCUGGCAUUUUCGCCCGAUGGAUCGUGCCUCUUGGCCGUUUCCAGAGAUCGGACGUGGUCUCUUUGGCGCCAUCGGGACGCGUCACAGCCACAGACAGAUGACGCCUCUUUGUACAGGCUGCUCGCAAGCACUGAUAAGAAGACGGCCGUGCACACGCGCGUCAUCUGGGCCUGCGACUGGUCUCACGACGGCAAAUAUUUUACGACGACCAGCAGAGACAAGAAGGUGGUGGUGUGGGGCAAGCAGGAGAAUGCGUUUCCAACCGGUGCCAUGGGCCCCAUCUGCCAGUGCUCCUCUGUCCUGGACGCCACAGACUCUGCGACAGCUGUAGCAUUUGCCCCUCGCGAGGCAUGUGACGGCAGGUACUUGAUGGCAGUGGGGUUGGAAAGUGGGAAGAUUUCCCUGUACUUGUGGAACGCCAGUGCUGAUUCUGCCGUUCUUCGUGACUGGACACCGUGGGCCUCUUUCAGCAAAAACAUGUCGCACACGCUGACUGUGAAGCGGCUGCGUUGGCGGCCCCGGGUGGGGCGCGCGGGAAGCGACACGGACGAUGUUGAGGAUGACGCCUGGCUACAGCUGGCCAGCGCUGGAGCUGACAGCGCUGUCAGGAUAUUUGACGUUUACGUACCCAGACAUUACAUUUGAAAAUUGUAAGGUUGUGUUACAGUUAAUCGAUAGAUAAGUUGCAUGUGGUGGGGUAAAAUGCAGACAACUCUCACCUCUUUCAAGAUGUCUGGCCAGUGUGGUAGACUAGGCUAAAAUAUGUAUUAAUCUGCCUCCAUUCCAGGGGAAGCCAUGUAAUCUGGUCUAGUUUUGUCUUGAAACUCUAAAACGAUGAUUUUUUUUAAAUUGGAGAAACAAUCAAGAGAAAAUGUAUUGAUUUGAAGCUUUCGUGACUGCAGAAAUUCAUACUUUUUGGUUCUUUCGGUAAAGUCACGUGGAUAGAAAAAUAACUAAUAGAUCACGACAUUUCGAUCGCAACACAAGCAAUCGUCUUCAGGUGAAAAAAUACAGCAGGUGGACUGCUUGAGGCAGGAAGAAAUGUAGCGAGAGAGCUACUGUAGCCAAAGGUUAUAUACGUUUGAGGUGGGUACAACCCAAGGGUAAGUGGGCGGGGCUAGAGAUGGAAUUUGCAAGUAAAUGUAAGAUCGCAGAGCUAGGCAUACCUCGGCUAAUCCGAGUGGGGGAGGGAGGGGAGGGGCUGCCGUAACGGGCGAGAGGGUGGGGGUGAAAUUCAAAGAGAAAACAGGGUGAGAGAGAGAGAAAAAGAAAAAAAGAUCAAACUUAGAAAUGUAAUGCAACUCAGAGAGUCGGCCAACACAACAGUUAACACUUUACCUGGUUGAUCAAUGUCUUUCCAAAGAUUGCUAAAUUUGCAUCCAUCUUUUCGGUUGAAGUCAUGUCUGAGUUGUGUGGAAAUCAUCCCCGUAGAGGUGGUUCAAUCUUGAUUUGAAGCUUUCGUGACUACAGGAAUUCAUACUCGACAAUUCUGCCACCUAAACCGUACCUUAAAGUAGUACAGUAUGUGCAUUCAUUCCUCAUACUUCAACUCAAUAUAUAAGAAUUUUACUAUUUCGGAACGUAUGAAACAACAAAUAUAAAUGAUUUGGGGGAAAAGAUUGAGUAAUGCUCAGUCUAUUGUUUGGCCAGGCAUGCAUUUCAUGCCGUUCCAUGUGGUGUGGGUGGCUCACUUUUCACACUGUACUGGUUUUCUGCGCUGCUAUGUGUGCCGUCCAUGCUUGGUUUGUCUUGUGUUGAUCAAGCCUAACACUAUAUUGUGCAGGAUUUCGCCCCCUUUUUAAAUCCUUUAUAUUAAGUUCGCGUGCUUGCGUGCUUGCUUAGGACCGUGCAAAUCUUUCGGUCGUUUUUUAACCCACUUCCCGUGAUCCAAUCGAGCUGACAUUUUCCACACAGACUCGUUGUGCCAGACAAUUAUUGUUCGUGAAAAAAAAUUCCCAAAUUUUUACACUUUUUAGGCAAAAAACAUUUAUUUUACAUAUAUUCAAAUAGAACUAAUUCAUGGCUUUGGCUGAACGUCAGAGUGUAAGAGCCAAGAGCGUAACCCAUCCACAGGCCGUGGCGGAAUAGCGCAGUUGGUAGCGCCCUCGCUUCCCAUGCCAAAGGUCGCGGGAUCUAUCCCCGCGUCCUCCACAGGCGAAUAUAUUUUUAAAUACUUUAUAUUAAGUUCGCUGCCACGCAUAUAAAGGAUUUAUAGUGAAAAACUUUGUUUUUACGGGUUAUACUUAUUUAGCAGUAAAAUUAUGUCAAGAUGUCUGGAAAGAGGCCAUUAAGUGCAAGUGAUCUCAGAAGUGCAAAAAUAUACCGUAUCGCAAUUACUUUGGAUGUAUGUACUGUACAGUAUUUUUAUUUCGUGACUUGUUUUGAGUUAUUAUUUUAUCAUAAAAUCGAUUUUCCAUUCAA
Molecule: messenger RNA, 4395 nt
Organism: Lethenteron reissneri (Far Eastern brook lamprey)
Lineage: Eukaryota; Metazoa; Chordata; Hyperoartia; Petromyzontiformes; Petromyzontidae
Gene: ELP2
Product: elongator acetyltransferase complex subunit 2
Biological process (GO): tRNA wobble uridine modification
Cellular component (GO): elongator holoenzyme complex
Molecular function (GO): protein binding
Source: RefSeq, a predicted model, not a curated record